AUGAGAGAUGGGGCCAAACCGAAAUUCCUGCCUAAGGAGUACAUGAUCAAUAAUGAAAGGACUAAUAAAAGGAGUGUCCUUGAUCUCAUUACUCACUCUGCUGCCUCAGCCAUGCCUUGCUAUCCUUAUCCAUACACACCCUUUCUGGAGGAGGGCGCUACAGUUUCUAUCCUCCCUUACUCAGACGAAAGCGGAGACCAUAAGAGGCUGAAAAAGAAUAUAAAUAUCUCCGACAGUCAUAACAGCCUUUAUAGUGGUGGAGGAAGCGAAAGUAGUUGCAUUACUGACAUCAGCCUCAGCCGCAGCAGCAGCGCGAAUAGCUUCAAGACCUUGCCAAGGCUUCAUUUCAGGGAUCAUAUUUGGACUUACUCACAAAGGUACCUUGCAGCUGAGGCUGUUGAGGAGGCAGCAACAGCUAUGUCCAAUGCCAAGGAAAACAGAGCGGAGGAGGACGGAACUGCUGAUGGGAUGAGGCUUGUUCAGCUCCUAAUUGCUUGCGCUGAAGCUGUUGCUUGUCGCGACAAGUCACAUGCCUCCGCGUUACUAUCUGAGCUUUGGGCCAAUGCUUUGGUCUUUGGCUCUUCAUUCCAGCGCGUGGCAUCAUGUUUUGUCCAAGGCCUUGCCAACCGCCUAGCCCUGGUUCAACCGCUCGGGGCAGUAGGGUUCAUUGGGUCCGCAAUGAGCAUGAAAGACUUUGCCUUGGACAAGAAGGAAGAGGCAUUGCGCCUUGUUUAUGAGAUUUGCCCCCACAUUCAGUUUGGUCACUUUGUGGCCAAUUCAUCAAUAUUGGAAGCCUUUGAGGGAGAGUUUUUUGUUCAUGUGGUAGACCUUGGGAUGACCCUUGGUCUACCACAUGGAGACCAGUGGCGAGGCUUGAUCCAAAGCCUUGCCACACGUACAGGCCAGCCACCUACACGCCUUAGAAUAACCGGGGUUGGCCUUUGCAGUGACAGAUUGCAAAUCAUUGGAGGAGAGCUCGAGGCCUAUGCCGAAAGCUUGGGAAUAAACCUGGAGUUUUCUGUGGUGGAAAGCAAUUUGGAAAACCUGCGUCCGGAGGACAUCAAAAUGUAUGAUGGUGAAGUCCUUGUUGUCAAUAGCAUUCUUCAGUUGCAUUGUGUGGUGAAAGAAAGCAGAGGAGCUCUCAAUUCUGUCCUGCAGAUGAUCCAUGAGCUUUCGCCCAAAAUCUUGGUUCUUGUGGAGCAAGACUCAAGCCACAAUGGACCAUUUUUCUUGGGGAGGUUUAUGGAAGCACUGCAUUAUUACUCUGCAAUCUUUGACUCCCUCGAUGCCAUGCUGCCAAAAUAUGACACGAGGCGCGCGAAGAUGGAGCAGUUCUACUUUGCUGAGGAGAUUAAGAACAUAAUCAGCUGCGAGGGGCCGGCAAGGGUGGAGAGGCACGAGAGGGUUGAUCAGUGGCGCCGGAGGAUGAGCCGUGCAGGGUUUCAGGCUACGCCGAUUAAGAUGCUGUCGCAGGCAAAGCAAUGGCUCGGAAAUAUCAAGGUCUGUGAGGGCUACACUAUCAUGGAAGAGAAGGGUUGUUUGGUUCUUGGUUGGAAUUCCAAGCCCAUUGUUGCUGCCUCCUGCUGGAAAUGCUAAUCAUACAUUUUUCGGUUCCAAAAUCGCAGCUCAAAAUUCAGUUAAAAAACCAAAAAAAAAAAAAAGGUACAAAAAAAAUCCCAACUCACAUUUCACACCAAAUUCCAAUAAAACAAUUCCAGGGAUCUUGGAAAGCUGAUUUGGGUGACUACUUUGUGUUCUGUGUCAUUGGCUGCAAACUGUGU
This is a messenger RNA of Pyrus x bretschneideri (Chinese white pear), 1781 nucleotides long. Its product is annotated as GRAS family protein RAD1-like. Gene Ontology annotation, molecular function: sequence-specific DNA binding; DNA-binding transcription factor activity. The transcript has a single exon. Gene Ontology annotation, biological process: regulation of DNA-templated transcription. Gene Ontology annotation, cellular component: nucleus. The coding region runs from base 1 to 1596 and encodes 531 amino acids. The record is from RefSeq and is a predicted model, not a curated record. NCBI's taxonomy places the organism in Eukaryota, Viridiplantae, Streptophyta, Magnoliopsida, Rosales, Rosaceae.